AUGUACGCUCUUCGGCUCAGCCGUUUCGCUGGGGCGGCUCGUUAUAGAGCUCUCCAUACCACCUAUGCUCUCCAGGCCAAUGUUCCAAUGUCGAAGUUCGAUAAAAACCCACUUCCAUAUGAGCAGCUUCAUAACAACCUCAAAGUUGUUCGAGACCGUUUGAAACGUCCUUUGACACUUUCCGAGAAAAUCCUCUAUGCUCACUUGGAUCAGCCAACAACUCAAGAAAUUGAGAGAGGAGUAUCAUACCUCAGACUUAGACCAGAUCGUGUUGCUAUGCAAGAUGCCACCGCUCAGAUGGCUAUGCUUCAGUUUAUCUCAUCUGGUCUCCCAAAGGUCGCUGUUCCAUCCACUAUCCACUGUGAUCACUUGAUUGAAGCCCAAAAGGGAGGAGCUACCGAUCUUGCCAGAGCUAAGGACUUGAACAAGGAAGUUUACAACUUCCUUUCCUCUGCCGGAAACAAAUACGGAGUCGGAUUCUGGAAGCCAGGAUCUGGAAUUAUCCAUCAAAUCAUUUUGGAAAAUUAUGCUUUCCCAGGUCUUCUCCUGAUCGGAACUGAUUCUCAUACCCCCAACGGAGGUGGUCUCGGAGGUCUCUGCAUUGGAGUUGGAGGUGCUGACGCUGUUGAUGUCAUGGCCGAUAUUCCAUGGGAGCUCAAAUGCCCCAAAGUCAUCGGAGUUAAGCUUACUGGAAAAUUGAGUGGAUGGACUUCAGCUAAGGACGUUAUCCUCAAGGUUGCUGAUAUCCUCACUGUAAAGGGAGGAACUGGAGCUAUCGUUGAGUACUUCGGAGAAGGAGUCGACUCUCUUUCUGCCACCGGAAUGGGAACUAUUUGCAACAUGGGUGCUGAAAUUGGAGCCACAACUUCCGUCUUCCCAUACAAUGAUAGCAUGCGCAAAUAUCUUGUCGCUACUGGACGUUCUGAUAUCGCUGAUGAGGCUAGCAAGUUCAAAGAUCUUCUUACUGCUGAUCAAGGAUGUCACUAUGACCAAAUCAUCGAAAUCAACUUAGAUACUCUUGUACCACACGUCAAUGGACCUUUCACUCCUGAUCUUGCUUCACCAAUCGACAAACUCGGAGAAAAUGCUAAGAAGAACGGCUGGCCUCUUGACAUUAAGGUCUCUCUGAUCGGAUCUUGCACCAACUCUUCAUAUGAAGAUAUGACCCGUGCUGCUUCCAUUGCCAAACAAGCUUUGGACAAGGGAGUCAAGGCUAAGACUUUGUUCACUAUCACUCCUGGUUCUGAGCAAGUUCGUGCUACAAUCGAGCGUGAUGGCCUUUCCAAAAUCUUUGCUGAUUUCGGAGGAAUGGUUCUUGCCAACGCCUGUGGACCUUGCAUUGGUCAGUGGGAUCGUCAAGAUGUUAAGAAGGGAGAGAAGAACACUAUUGUGACCUCCUACAACCGUAACUUCACUGGAAGAAAUGAUGCCAACCCUGCUACUCACGGAUUCGUCGCCUCACCUGAUAUCGUAACUGCCAUGGCUGUUUCUGGACGUCUUGACUUCAACCCUCUUACCGAUAGCAUCACUGCACCUGACGGUUCCACCUUCAAAUUGAACCCACCAAGUGGAGAUGAUUUGCCACAAAGAGGAUAUGAUGCUGGAGAAGAUACUUUCCAACCACCAUCUGGAACCGGACAAGUAGAUGUCAGCCCAAGCUCUGACAGACUUCAACUCCUUUCUCCCUUCAACAAAUGGGAUGGCAAAGAUCUUGAAGACUUGGUCAUUCUUAUCAAAGUCAAAGGAAAAUGCACUACCGAUCACAUUUCUGCUGCCGGACCAUGGCUCAAGUACCGUGGACAUUUAGACAACAUCUCAAACAAUCUCUUCCUCACUGCUGUGAACUCUGAUAACGGAGAAAUGAACAAAGUCAAGAACCAACUUGACGGAAGCUUCGGAGCCGUCCCAGAAACUGCCCGUAAAUACAAGGCUGCCUCUCAAAACUGGGUUGCCAUCGGAGAUGAAAAUUACGGAGAAGGAUCUUCUCGUGAACAUGCUGCUCUCGAACCCCGUCAUCUCGGCGGACGUGCCAUCAUCACCAAGUCUUUCGCCCGUAUUCAUGAAACCAAUCUUAAGAAGCAAGGAAUGCUCCCACUUACUUUCGCCAACCCAGCUGAUUAUGACAAGAUCGACCCUACUGACCGUGUCUCCAUCGUCGGACUUAAGGACUUCGCUCCUGGAAAGCAGUUGAAGGCUGUCCUUAAGAAGACCAACGGAUCUCAAGUUGAUAUCUGGCUCAACCAUACUUUCAACGAGCAACAAAUCGAAUGGUUCAAAGCCGGAUCAGCCUUGAACAGAAUGAAGGAAGUGUUCGCCACACUAAGAGAUUGUUAUUAA
Auanema sp. JU1783 is the source of this 2337-nucleotide messenger RNA. NCBI's taxonomy places the organism in Eukaryota, Metazoa, Nematoda, Chromadorea, Rhabditida, Rhabditidae. The record is from the annotation of a GenBank genome assembly.